AUGAGAACAAGAGAAUUCGACAACCUAUAUCUUGACAUGAAUGGAAUCAUUCACCCUUGCACCCAUCCCGAGGACCGUCCUGCUCCUGCCAACGAGGACGAGAUGUUUGCGCUCAUCUUCGAAUAUAUCGAUCGGAUAUUCUCUAUUGUUCGUCCUCGAAAACUGUUGUAUAUGGCAAUAGAUGGAGUCGCUCCAAGAGCAAAAAUGAAUCAGCAGCGUAGCAGACGCUUUCGAGCCUCUAAAGAGGCAUGGGAGAAGAGCGAGGCGAUUGAAGAGCAACGUCGCCGUUUGGAAGAGGAGGGGGUGCCUCUACCACCAAGAAAAGCUGACGAAGUUCAUUUCGACAGCAAUUGUAUUACGCCCGGAACCCCCUUCAUGGCCAGAUUAGCGGAAGUAUUGAGGUACUAUAUCCACGAUAGAAUAACAACAGAUCCUGCAUGGGCUAAGAUUCAAGUCAUUCUAUCUGACGCCAAUGCUCCUGGGGAAGGAGAGCAUAAGAUCAUGGAUUUCAUUCGUAGACAGCGUUCAAAUCCUGCCCACAAUCCAGAUACGGUGCAUUGUCUUUGUGGCGCGGAUGCUGAUCUCAUCAUGUUAGGCUUAGCUACCCACGAGGCGAACUUUAACAUUAUACGUGAGGAGUUUAUCCCAAACCAACAACGUCCCUGCGAUCUUUGUGGUCAAUAUGGACACGAGUUGAAAGAGUGCAGAGGACUUGAGAACGAAGAGAAAGGCCCCGAGCAUGCUGAUCCCAUUUCAAAAGAGAAAAACUUUAUAUUUCUGCGUAUACCUGUCUUGCGAGAAUAUUUGGAAAGAGAAAUGGCUAUGGAAAACCUUCCCUUCAAAUACGACUUUGAACGCGUCAUUGAUGACUGGGUUUUCCUCUGUUUCUUCGUUGGAAAUGACUUUUUACCACAUCUCCCUUCCUUAGAAAUACGAGAAGGUG
Messenger RNA from Cooperia oncophora, 943 nucleotides. The record is from the annotation of a GenBank genome assembly. NCBI's taxonomy places the organism in Eukaryota, Metazoa, Nematoda, Chromadorea, Rhabditida, Trichostrongylidae.